AUGAGGCACCUGGGGGCUACACCCAGCGUCUAUGGUGGGGCUGGAGGCCAUGGCACUCGCAUCUCUGUCUCCAGAGCCGUAGCGAGCUAUGAAAAUGAUCUCGCCACCAGAGGAGACCUGUUAGGUGGCAAUGAGAAGCUGGCUAUGCAGAACCUCAAUGACAGGUUGGCAAACUAUCUAGAAAAAGUGCGCUCUCUGGAGCAAUCCAACACCAGUCUUGAAGUGCAGAUCAAGCAGUGGUACGAAACCAACGUGCCAAGCACCGUCCGGGACUAUAGUCCCUACUACAUGCAAAUCAAAGAGCUGCAGAAUCAGAUUAAAGAAGCUCAAACACAAAAUGCCCGAUGCGUCCUGAAAAUUGACAAUGCUAAGCUGGCUAUGGAGGACUUCAGACUGAAGUUUGAGACCGAGAGGGGGGUGCGUAUGGUUGUGGAAUCUGAUCUCCAAGGCUUGAACAAAGUUUUUGAUAAUCUGACCCUUGAAAAGUCAGACUUGGAAAUUCAGAUUGAAGAACUGAGUAAAGACCUGGCCCUCCUUAAAAAAGAGCAUCAUGAGGAAGUUGAGGUCCUUCGCCGGAAGCUAGGCAACAACGUCAGUGUGGAGGUGGAUGCUGCACCGGGCCUGAACCUGGCAGAGAUCAUGAAUGAGAUGAGACAGAAAUAUGAAGUCUUGGCGCAGAAGAACCUUCAAGAGGCCAAAGAACAGUUUGAGAAACAAACUGAAACUCUGCAGCAACAUGUCACAGUGAACACACAGGAGCUGAAAGGAACUGAGGUCCGCAUCACGGAGAUGAGACGCACCUACCAGAACCUGAAGAUUGACCUUCAGUCGGAAAUCAGCAUGAUUGAGUCUCUGGAGCGCACCCUGGAGGAGACCAAGGCUCGUUAUGCCAGCCAUUUGGCAGUCAUCCAGGGAAUGCUGAGCUCCCUGGAGGCACAGCUGAAGCAGGUCCGGGCUGACACAGAACGCCAGAACCAAGAACACAAUACCCUCCUUGACAUAAAGACCCUGCUUGAGCAGGAGAUCGCCACCUACCGCCGCCUUCUGGAAGGAGAAGACGUAAUAACUACAGAGUACCAGCUGAGCACUCCGGAAACGAAGGAUACCAAGAAAACCAGGAAGAUUAAGACGGUCGUGGAAGAAGUGGUGGAUGGCAAAGUCGUGUCCUCUGAAGUCAAGGAAAUAGAAGAAAAUGUGUAACCAGCUGCCAACAGGGAGGUGGCUCCAGCUGUGGACAUCACAAAAACAGCAUCAAUAGUGUGUGGUGAUUACAAGGUGGGAGGGCAGUCUGUUUAUCAGUCUCGGUAAUUGAAUAUAAAUGUUUCAUUCUGAGGUAAAGUGCUUGCAAGAUUGAGGCCAGUGAGUACUACACUAUUUAAGGUAUCGUCACUGUCAUCCUCAUUCCAAGGCUCAUUCAUCAAAAGGCCAGUUCAGUUAUACUAAAGCUCUCAGGUGGAGGAGUUCAAGCAAAUUGCAAAUAAACAUCUCUGUGCUUGGGUUUUGUUUUUCAUGGGUUCUCCGGAG
Messenger RNA from Acomys russatus (golden spiny mouse), 1524 nucleotides. It is a transcript of the gene Krt20, whose product is annotated as keratin 20. Gene Ontology annotation, molecular function: structural molecule activity. The record is from RefSeq and is a predicted model, not a curated record. NCBI's taxonomy places the organism in Eukaryota, Metazoa, Chordata, Mammalia, Rodentia, Muridae.